UCGGGGACCGCGCGAGCCAGACGGAUGAUGGGCGAUACUGUGUGUCAGUUUAAACUUUGGGAUUAUUGUCGAGAAUGAGCGGCGAUGUACAAAUGUCUUAGUGCGGAGGGAAAGCAAUCAUGGAGCGAUCGCCGGAGAAGAGAUGGGGCAAGUGUGAUGUCAUCACACGUUUUCGAGUUGCACUUUUGGCGCAGGCUAAAACUUUUUUUAUUCUAUUCAUGUUCAUUCUUAUUCACAAACAUGACACAUGCGACAUGGCAUUUUGUACUUUUCAUGUAUCAUAGACAUACUCCAGAAGGUGGCAUUCCGGACGGCAGUGUAAACACUGGAGAAACAAUUAUGUUAUUCAUCCCCAUCAACAUUUACUUGAUCAUCUUUCUUGUGACUAGAAUCCAUGAACGUGCCUGACAAUGAUCCCUUCAGUACUCCGUAAUGUGGUAGUCAUUGAGUUCCUGAAAUAAUUUGCAUUUCCAAGAU
This is a messenger RNA of Colletotrichum godetiae, 477 nucleotides long. RefSeq lists its product as uncharacterized. The coding region runs from base 85 to 408 and encodes 107 amino acids. The transcript has a single exon. The record is from RefSeq and is a predicted model, not a curated record. NCBI's taxonomy places the organism in Eukaryota, Fungi, Ascomycota, Sordariomycetes, Glomerellales, Glomerellaceae.